AUGUCCCCCAUAAAGUCACUUAUUUCAAUUAUUAGAGGAAAAUCUAGUCGUACAACUAAUGAGGAAGUAAUUGCAGAUUUCUGGAGUACUAACAAUUUAUCUAUUAUACUAAUAACUAUAGCUAUUUCUAUAAUUAUUCUUAGUAUAUUCGGGUUAUACCAAAAUGAGAUAAAACCACUAAUGAACAAUUAA
Nematocida parisii ERTm1 is the source of this 192-nucleotide messenger RNA. RefSeq lists its product as uncharacterized. NCBI's taxonomy places the organism in Eukaryota, Fungi, Microsporidia. Bases 1 to 192 code for a protein of 63 amino acids. The record is from RefSeq and is a predicted model, not a curated record. The transcript has a single exon.